GAAACCCCCUGCGGCCCCCCUGUUUGGGUGCAUCUCUGGCAGAGCAAGAUGUUGCAUGGUUAGAGAUGUAAUUUGGAUAAUCUUCAUGGGCUUUUAAAUAAAGCAUAACUAUUUUAACCAUGAAACCCCCACCCCUCGCUCCUUCGCUUCUCUGCUUCUUUUAUGCUCCGGUGCGCCAUCGUCGUCCAGCCCAAGCUCCUAGCCAAAGCUAAAAUAAUAGAAGAGCGUCGACCGCCAUAGCCACCCAGCGUCUGUGCUCUCUCCUCGUUUCUCUCUCAUAAACUUUUUCUCUUCCCGUCUUUAAAUUUCACACUCUGCCAUUUUCUUCUGCCAGUUUGCUUUUCUUUCUCCAAUGAAACUGUAGUUGUAGAUGAUCUUUUCAAACCCUAAGGCCACUCUUCCUGACCCUUGGAUCCGUGCUAUCUCGGCUAGUCGUAGUCCAAGUCCAUCUCAUGGCCAGUAACCCUUCCGAAGGCCCAAACGACGAUUUUCUCGAGCAGAUUCUCGGAAUUCACUCCUACGCCGGAGCCGACUCUGGCUUGCCUGCGAACGACGCUGGCGGCGGUUUGGCCGGCGCCGGUGCUCCGAUGAUGCUCCAGCUUAGCUCCGGCGAUGGCUCAGGUCAUGUUGGCGGUGUCGUUGCCGGCAGCAGUGGCUAUCAUGGUGCAGUGUUUCCGCUGGGUCUGAGCUUGGAGCAGGGGAAAACUGGCUUCCUGAAGCCCGAGGAGGCUUCUGGGAGCGGCAAACGGUUCAGGGAGGAGGUCGUCGAUGGUAGAGCUUCUUCGGUAAAAAACGCAUUCCAUGGUCAACCAAUGCCCAACACAGUUUCUGCUGUGCCACAUCCUCCUGCAAUUCGCCCAAGGGUGCGGGCAAGGCGCGGACAGGCUACAGAUCCGCACAGCAUUGCUGAGCGGUUACGCAGAGAAAGAAUAGCAGAAAGAAUUAGAGCAUUGCAGGAACUGGUUCCAAGCGUCAACAAGACGGAUAGAGCAGUGAUGAUUGAUGAAAUUGUUGACUACGUGAAGUUCCUAAGGCUCCAAGUAAAGGUUUUGAGCAUGAGUAGAUUGGGUGGGGCUGGUGCAGUGGCACCCCUUGUAACAGACAUCCCAUUAUCAUCAGUUGAGGAUGAAGGUCGUGAAGGUGGUGAAAGAAGCCAACCGGCAUGGGAGAAGUGGUCGAAUGAUGGCACAGAACGACAAGUUGCUAAACUGAUGGAAGAGAAUGUGGGUGCUGCUAUGCAGUUUCUUCAAUCCAAGGCGCUUUGCAUCAUGCCCAUUUCGCUUGCCUCUGCAAUCUACCACACCCAACAGCCGGAAACCACCACCCUGGUGAAGCCUGAAACCAACCCCCCCUCGUAGAGGUCAGAAAGAAAUCGCGCUGGCCUUUAGGUAAUGUGCCUGGAAUAGUCCCAUUUUAGUCCCAAUGAAAUGGGUGGCCCCUCCCGUUUUUAGGUUGCUAUCGAAGUCAGAAGCCAUAGUUCCAGCUUUUGCUUUUAUUUUCAGCUUUUGUCAAUACUGGAUUUCAUUUCAUUGCGAUGCCUAAAAUAUAGAGGCAAAGCCUUUCCUUUCAUGCCUUUACAAUUUCAAAAUGGAGGGGGAAAGAUUGUCAAAGGUCUCUUGAUGUAGUGUGCUUUUUGGCGUCCUUUGUGGGGAUUAGUGGGGGAUGACCAAAGCACUUUUGUAGUGGAGGGGCUAUCAUUUUUUGGUAGUGGGAAGUGGGACCUACAAAAGGAGUGGGUGAUUGUAAUUGUAAUUUUACUUAUGUAUUUUGGAGCAAAUAGAAAUUCGGAGUUUAGAAUGGAUGAAUUGUUGGUGGUUCGAAAAA
Messenger RNA from Malania oleifera, 1824 nucleotides. RefSeq names its product transcription factor UNE12. Bases 453 to 1358 code for a protein of 301 amino acids. The record is from RefSeq and is a predicted model, not a curated record. The transcript has 6 exons. Gene Ontology annotation, cellular component: nucleus. Gene Ontology annotation, molecular function: protein dimerization activity; DNA-binding transcription factor activity, RNA polymerase II-specific; RNA polymerase II cis-regulatory region sequence-specific DNA binding. Gene Ontology annotation, biological process: regulation of transcription by RNA polymerase II. Lineage: Eukaryota; Viridiplantae; Streptophyta; Magnoliopsida; Santalales; Ximeniaceae.